AAAGUGAUAAAAAGUCAAGGACUUGCAGAAGCUACGCGCUCAUGCAGACGCUUCCCUUCUCUUUCGUGCUCCUCCGCUUUCUUUCUUAUUCGUCGUAUUCAUCAUCGGUCUUAUUCUUCUUGUUUCGUUCUCGAAUCAGCGUUUCUCUACUCUCUUUGUGGAGUUGUUUCGGACAUAGCAGAGAAUCAAGAAGAAGUAGGAAGAGAGGCAAUGGAGAAGAAGGGUGGUAAGCAAUCGGAAUGCCCAAUCGCUCUGGGUGAUCACUACGACGUCCUGGAGGAGGUCUUCAAGCACCUCGACGCGCGUUCCCUCUGCAUUGCAGCCUGCGUUUGCAAGCAGUGGAAGCUCAUCUGCGCCCACGACAGAACCUGGGAGCACCUCUGCAACCGACUUGCCCCCGCCGCUGCCACCACCGUCUCCGCUUUCACCACCAACCAAAUCCGGUCAGUCGUCGUCGCCAUGGGCGGCUUCCGCCGCCUUUACCUCAUGUGUAUCCGGCCCCUGUUCGAGCGCCUGCGGCCUCCGCCUGGACGCAGCUCCGGCGCCGGAAAAUGGACGAGAGAGCAAGCGCAGCUGUCUCUCUCGCUCUUUUCGAUCGAUUGUUACGAGAGACUCGGUUCCGAAUUGAGUGAAUCGGGUUCCACGUCCCCAUCUCUGUCCUUGAGAUUCCUUUCCAAAUUGCAGUGUGAAUCCGGUGGUAUAUGCUGCGCCGGUCCAAGUUUGUAAGUGGUAAUAUGUAACCUAAAAAUUCUCUUUCUUUUUCUUCUUUUGUUUGGAACACAAAAGUUGCACUGUGAUGACUUGAGAUAGGACACUGAGAGAGGAAAGAUCUUCAACGGCCAAUCUUCUCCUGUUCAUAACGAGAAAACACAUUAUGGGCAUUCACUAAGAUGCAUUUG
Nymphaea colorata (pocket water lily) is the source of this 899-nucleotide messenger RNA. RefSeq names its product F-box protein SNE-like. The record is from RefSeq and is a predicted model, not a curated record. Gene Ontology annotation, biological process: regulation of gibberellic acid mediated signaling pathway; gibberellic acid mediated signaling pathway. The transcript has a single exon. Gene Ontology annotation, cellular component: SCF ubiquitin ligase complex. Bases 211 to 726 code for a protein of 171 amino acids. NCBI's taxonomy places the organism in Eukaryota, Viridiplantae, Streptophyta, Magnoliopsida, Nymphaeales, Nymphaeaceae. Gene Ontology annotation, molecular function: protein binding.